Molecule: messenger RNA, 1224 nt
Organism: Erythranthe guttata (spotted monkey flower)
Lineage: Eukaryota; Viridiplantae; Streptophyta; Magnoliopsida; Lamiales; Phrymaceae
Product: F-box/kelch-repeat protein At3g23880
Molecular function (GO): protein binding
Source: RefSeq, a predicted model, not a curated record
AUGGAGAGCGAAAAAAUUCCAGAAGAAAUCACCAUCGAAAUUCUGUCGAAACUCCCGGUAAAAUCCUUCUUGAGAUUCAAGUGCGUUUGCAAAUCAUGGCAUUCAUUGAUCUCCACCAAACACUUCAUCAAAACUUACCUUAAAAACUCAACGAAUAACGACACUCUCGACGACAGCACCAUGAUCAUCGCAUCCCCUUCGAGAGUUUCGGGAUCUCGUGGAGGAGUAAAGGCCUGUUCUUUGUUCUCGUUGCUCACCGAGCCGGUUACUCGCGGAUUACCUCUUGAUUUUCCGAUGAACCCUUCUAGAGAUUUACUUAUUGUUGGUUCUUGCAAUGGUUUGGUCUGCGUUCUUAUGGUGGACGCAUGCCGGUUUUUCUUGUGGAACCCUAAGAAAAGUGAGUGUAAAGAAUUGCCUGAUUUCUUCGCCGGAGUGGAUCGCACGAGCAAAAAUCGGUGGUUCAUCGGUAGGCACGGCUUUGCGUUCGACGAGAAUAGCGGUGAUUACAAGAUUUACGUUGUUUUUCGUCUGAUUCUGAAUUCGAUUCCUUCUGCUAUAUCUGUUGCAAGACUGUAUAGUUUGAAGGCCGAUUCGUGGGGAGAACCUGUGCCCGUUGUGGAUGGAACUAAGUUUGAGGCAGGGAAGUUUGCGAGCGGGAAGCUUCACUGGAGAAGCGAUUUCCGAACGAAAUCGAAAUGGAUGAUUGUUUGCUUGGAGUUGAAGAGUGUAACGUUUGGAACCGUCGAGCAGCCGAGUUGUUUGUACAAUUAUUUCAGCCCGGGAUUGGGAGUUCUGAAAGGAUCUCUUUGCUUAUAUUUUGACUAUCCUCAACAUAUAGCUGUCGGGUUCGAUAUCUGGAUUUGGAAAAAGUACGGGGUGGAAGAUUCUUGGGCUAGGUUGUUGACUAUUCCUUAUGAGUCCGUUUCUUGGGGGCCUUCGUAUUCGACAUUUAUGCAUGAUGACAUAAUCCCGUUGCUUGUUUUGCCAAACGACGAGGUUUUGUUUACAAUUGCGUCUGAUUUUUUCAUUUACAAUCCGAACGAUGAUUGUGUUGGGAAACUGGACACCUUUGACUUUGACCUCGAAAGUGCUCGUGCUUGUGAAGCGCAUGUCUACACAGAAAGUUUAGUCUCGCUCGCUCGUACUUGACGGUGGUGAUUGAUUUAGUGAUGAUUUAUUGUUAUCUCGUUUUAUUGGAGUAUGAUAUUUAGUGAUGAUUUAUUG